AUGCGGCUAAAAUAUUAUAAGACGAUAUUAGAAGCACAUGAUUCCGAUAGUCCCAUAGCAGCUAUAAGUUGGUCUCCGAAUAAUGCGAAAUUAGCAGUAGCGACCAGCGAGCGUCUUGUUUAUUUGUUUGAUCGCGAUGGGACGCGUCGCGAUAAAUUUAGUACUAAACCAGCAGAUCCUAGUGCUGGGAAGAGAUCGUAUAUAAUUAAUAGUAUAAUGUUCAGCGAAAAUUCAGAACUGCUUGGGGUGGCGCAAAGUGACAAUAUGGUAUUCGUUUAUCGCGUGGGUGCCGACUGGAGUGGAAAGAAAGUGAUCUGUAAUAAAUUUCCAUUGACUGGAGUGCCGUUGCAUCUAUUGCCCGCCGAAAAUGGUUUUUUUACUGGGACCAGCGAUGGAAAAAUAAGGUUGCUAGAUUGUAAGAGCAACAAGAGUUCAAGUCUUUGGUCUGUCGGGUCGUGCUGUGUGUCUCUCGCGCGCAGCCAGGAUGCAACUCUAGCGUCGGGCCAUAUCGAUGGUACCAUCUACGUUAACGGUCGUCUCCUUUUACGUUACACUCUUCCGCCUACCUCACUCGUCUUACUUACUCCCUACCUUCUUGUUGGUGCCUGCGAUGGUAGAGUAACGGUGUACGAUGCUCAAAAAGGCAUAAUGCUGAGGAACAUUGAACCUACUCUACCACCAGAUAAGAAGGAUUUUAUAUCGGCAAUCCCUAAUCCUUCAGGUCAGACUGUCGCAUUCGGUAUUUUCGACGGCUGUCUUAUCGGUGAAGUGAAGGAAUCUGGUACUGUUGAGUUCUCGCCUGUUAGCCUACCCAACAUGUAUGCAACGCGAGGGCUUGCGUGGAGCGGUGAUGGUACUAAGCUGGCUCUUACUUCGCAGACAGGCGCUGUCAUUGUAUUAGAAGCUGUGCUUAAAUGUUGGGUUUGGCGCGAAUCAGUCGAGGUGCAGCACGUGAGCGCGAGGCAGCUGCUUCUGAAAAGGCUCGUGGGAGACGCGCCAACUCUUACUGUUACAUCUAGGCACGGAGACAUAUUUACAGUCAAAUUUAUAGGCCACGAUUGGUACGCGGUCUGCCGAACAGCUAGCACAUUGAUACUUUGCGAUAUAGCCCGUGGAUUGACCAGCGAAAUAUCCUGGUCUGGAACGGGCGAGCGGAUAUACGCUGCGGUGGGCGGUGCGUGUCUGUUACACCGGGCCGGGGAGCUCAGCGUUGUCGAAUAUGGCUUGGACAAAGUUCUGCAUACGGUACGCACAGAACGGGUCAAUCCGCACGUGUUGAGCGUGCGCAUCAACGAAAGAGAUCACAGCGAUAAUCGCAAGCAUCUCGCGUACUUACUCGAUAGGCAAACACUUGCUGUCGUAGACCUGGUAACUGGUACACAGUUAGGUCAUUGGUGGCACGAGGCUCGGAUCGAUUGGCUGGAGCUUAAUGAGAGCGGACAUUUGUUAUUACUUCGGGACACCAGGCGACGACUCGCGCUACUGCGUGUGGAUACAGGCGAUAAGGAAAUAAUAGCAAGCGGAGUCAGUUUCGUCCAGUGGAUAGAGAAUAGUGAUGCAGUCGUGGCUCAGACGCCCACACAUUUGUUAAUUUGGUACAGUGGCUGGGAGGCGAACUGUGUUGAAAUGUGCGAGUGUGGAGGGGGGACGGUGGUGGAGGUAAUCGACAGGAAAGUUUCCCUUGAAGGCGGACAUCUGCCCUACGUGACUCUCGAUGAGCAUAGACUUGCUUUUAAUAAUGCUCUACGAAAUGGUGACUUGUCGGGUUGUGCGCAAUAUCUUGAGUCUGUCAAUACGAGUGCUGAUGUGGCGUCCCUGUGGCGACAGCUUGCUGAAAAAGCUCUGGAUAAGCAAGAUAUUCAGCUGGCAGUAAAAUGCUAUCAAGGUUUGGGUGACGAGGCGAGAUCCUUUUAUCUGGAUAGCGUUGUCCAGUUAGCGGCUUCUGAAGGUGGAGGGGAUAUUACUACUGUACCUGUAGUAGAAAGAAAUCUUUCAGGCUUAAGAAAUCCGUUAGUACAAGCGAAACUCGCCAUAUUUUCGGGCGAUCUAACGACAGCGGAGGAGUGGUAUGUGAGAAGAGCAAACCAUCCCGAAAUGGCUAUCAAUAUGUACAAGCAAUUUAAUAAGUGGACAGAAGCUAUAACACUGGCUGAAAGAAUUGACAGAGCCUCUGUUCCAGCGUUAAAACAACAAUAUAUGGAUUAUUUGAAUUCCACUGGUCGUAAAGGAGAAGUGGGCGCAGUACUAGCGGCGAGCGGUGACGUUCGCGGUGCGAUCAAGGUCUGGAUACUCGCUGGGCGGGCGAGACGCGCGGCGACCGCGAUGCUACAGCACCCGGCUUUGUUACGCGAUGACGAGCUGUUACAUGCUGUGCACGAUCAACUUGUGCAGGCGGGUAGACUAGAUGAGAUAUAUAAAUGGUAUCGUUUUCUGGACAUUAAAUGGAUGAAACAAAAUCCACCACCACCACUACCGUCCAUGGAUACCAAGGAGGAAUGGUGGGAAAUGGCCGGUGAGAUAUCGGAGAGGCGUGGAGACAAUAAAACAGCGGUUGAGUACUACGCGAGAGGCAAUAACUACGCCAGGGCGGUGCAGCUCGCGAGGGAAGCUUGUCCCGGGGAAGUUACUCGUCUAGAGGGCGAAUGGGGAGCAUGGCUUGUAUCUACACGACGGGCAGCAGCAGCUGUACCUCAUCUCAUAGAGGCCGGCCUUACUAGGGAAGCCCUGUCGGCAGCUAUAGAGGCACAUCACUAUAAAAAAGCAUUACAGAUUGUUCAGGUAAUAGCUGACAAAGAUUCGAUUCGUGAAGAAUGUGAACGUCUGGGCGAGCAUUUUAUAACGGUCCAGGAAUGGGAAACAGCCGAACGUGUCCUAAUUUCCUGCGGUAUGGCUAACCGAUGCGUACGCGCAUACAAUGCUGCUGGAAAGAUAACCGAUGGUUUGCGUGUGGCUACAGCACAUCUUUCGGAAGAGGAGACGCGGGACAUUUUUAUACCAUUAGCAAAGCAGUUAAGAGAUGACGGUCAGCUGAGGAAGGCCGAGCAGAUUUAUAUAGGACUCGGUGAUCCUGAUGAAGCUAUUUCAAUGUAUAAGGACGCAUCUCAAUAUGAAUCGAUGCUACGCCUCGUAGCUGCUCACCGUAGCUCGCUCGUAGAAGCUACGCGACGCCAUGUAGCACAAGCGUUACACGCCGCGGGAGAUCUGCGAGCUGCUGAAAACUAUUACAUACAAGCUGAUGACUGGAAGAGCGCAAUUGCAAUGUACCGUAAUAGUGGUCAAUGGGAAAAUGCUGAACGCGUUGCCCGUGCGCACGCUCCUGUCCCCGUGCAGCAGCAAACCGCGCUGCAAUGGGCGGCAACGCUUUCUGCUGCUUCUGCGGCUCGUUUACUUGCUGCUAGGGGUCUCGCCUCGAUUGGUGCACGCUGGGCCUUACAAGCACAAAGAUGGGAUAUAGCAACUGAGUUGAGUUCUCUUGGUGGUGGUAUAACGAAGCGUGAGAUAGCAAGGCACGAAGCAGCCGCACUAGCUGAUGAACAGCCGGAGGAGGCAGAAGCCGCUUUCCUUAGAGCUGGUGCACCAGAAGAUGCUGUAACAAUGUGGCUCGCUAGAGGACAUCACCAAAGGGCGCUUGUUCUAGCUGAACAGCACGCUAAACAUAUGGUGGAGGACGUGUUAGUGGAGGGGGCUCGGGCAGCCGCCGAACGCGGUGACUUGCAGCAGUUCGAGACUCUCAUGAUACGAGCGAAUCGACCACGUGACGUGGUCCAACAUUAUAAGCUACUCGAAUUGUGGGAGGAAGCUGGGCGCGUGUCUCGUGAAUACUUACCGGAGGGCCAGGAGUCCGUGCCUCCUGCUGUUCCGCCGCUACUACAGCGAGCAGCAGAUCAUGCUGAUCGGGGUGAAUGGUGGGAAGCUGUUCGACUUUUGGUCGGUGCGAGCGCCGCGGCUGCCUCGGGUGGUGCAACGCGCCUCGCCGAACGUGCCGCGCUGCGAGCCACUCGCCUCGCUCGAGACAAAUUAGUCGGCGAAACACGACGCGCUGCUGCAGAUAUGCUUGUUGAGAGAUUUGAUGCUAUAGGCCAAAGUGAAGUUGGUGAGCAAUUACGCGCCGCACUCUUAGAGGGAGUUGAGAACGAUGCUCCAGGUACGUCAAAAGAUUAUGAAGACGAAUCUGAACCUACUGUCGAGGUCAGAGAGCCAGAAUUAGACGUCGAAAGCUCGGCGUUAGAACGAUUGGCGGCGGCUGGCCAGUGGCAGCGGUGCCUUGCGCAUGCGGGUGCGCGUGCGCCGCACUAUGCGUUACGUUACGCUGCACACAUAUUCAAAACGCACUCACGUCUAGAAGGCGUUGAUAUAGAAAGUGCAGACAUACCGGAAGCCCUGUCACAAGUACUAGAUACACUGCGGCAGUACCUGAUAUUAGACGAUGGAGCACAAGGUGUACCGAGUAUUGACGCUAAUCUGGCGAAGGCUGUAUGCAACGAGAUACUGGUGCGGGUGUCAAUGUCUCCUAAAGCAGUCAACGCUAUAGUGGACUCUGCUGAUGUACUUGUCGCUGCCGGUGCAGACGACAGAGCUAUUCAGGCGAUCACGUUAUUGUUGGGUCUGCACGUGCCUCAGAUUGCGUCGAAAGCGGCACGAGCUUUACUGCGCUAUACCGAUAUUAUUGUGGCUGAUGUUGCGUUCUACGCGUCUGGUGUAAUCAUACGUGAGGAAGGUAAUGCCGGAGCGAGGGAGGCCUUCGUUAUUCUCAACCAUUGCUUGGAUUUGGCGGAAGCGGCCGACGAGGAUUCACAAAAUUUACUAGAUUACACGGACUUCGAAUGUACGGAUUGGUCCCGUGAGCCGCUUCUCUUGGAACGAGCUUGUGUCCAAGGUGAGACAUUGGACGCACUUCGAGACUGGGUUCUGGCGCUAUCAAUGGACAGAGAUGUCGAGCAAACCCUUCCGGUAGACAGUCGUGGAUGGUAUGCCCCAAAGGUGGCGGAAGGCGAAUCGUGCUGCAUUCUUACAGGAUAUCCUCUCGGAUCGAGGCUUGUAACUUUUACUAAUGGUCGGUGCGCUAACCGCGAAUGGUGGUCACGUGUCUCGCAAGCGGUGCGGAAUGGAAACCCGACGGCUUCGUCAAUAAUUCAGCACGUCACCAAGUGGUGUGGACCCGCAGACUUCUCUCAUAUUUAA
Messenger RNA from Leptosia nina, 5181 nucleotides. Lineage: Eukaryota; Metazoa; Arthropoda; Insecta; Lepidoptera; Pieridae. The record is from the annotation of a GenBank genome assembly.